Molecule: messenger RNA, 1764 nt
Organism: Spizellomyces punctatus DAOM BR117
Lineage: Eukaryota; Fungi; Chytridiomycota; Chytridiomycetes; Spizellomycetales; Spizellomycetaceae
Exons: 3
Coding region: 133-1644 (503 amino acids)
Biological process (GO): protein folding in endoplasmic reticulum
Cellular component (GO): endoplasmic reticulum
Molecular function (GO): protein-folding chaperone binding; misfolded protein binding
Source: RefSeq, a predicted model, not a curated record
GAGGAACCGCCUAGAAAUUUGCAGAUCCCCGGUUUCCAUUGCCUUGUUUCUACUGGAGUCUCCUAGUGCCUCACCGUCCACCGUAAAUAAUUGCUAGAGAGUGUGUUCCCCUUCGCUCCUGAAAAGGCCGCCAUGCGGAACCCAACCCUUUAUCUCGUCUCCCUCAUAUUCACACUCCUCGUUUGGUUCACCAAUGCGGAACACUCGAAAACCGCUCAGGGGCAUUUGGACGACGCAAAGGCCCACAUGUCGGCGGGCCGAUACAAUGAGGCGUUGGACAGCUUUGAUGCAGCCAUAACUCAAGACCCUGACAAUUAUCUGACGUAUUUUCGACGGGCAGCAGUGUUUUUGACCUUGGGAAGAGCGGGAACGGCUCUGCGCGACUUCACAAAAGUAUUGCAAAUGAAGCCGGACCAUCAUCCUGCCCUCCUGCAAAGAAGCAAACUGCACAUUAGGCAGGGUGCUUUGGAGGAUGCUCUAAUAGAUUUGGACAAGUACCAUACUAUCAGCCCGGAAGAUGCUGAAGUCGCCCAACUUCAGGCUGACAUCCACCACGCACAGUCCAACAUUAAGGACGCAGAAGCGGCGAUUAAAGCGGCACAAUGGGACACAGCCAUUUCGCACCUUACCGAAGCCCUCAUGAUAGUUUCACAUACUACCGACCUCCGGCUAAAGCGUGCCGAGUGUUUUCUGAAGACGGGAGACAAGGAGAUGGCUAUUGCGGAUUUGACGCGUGUGACGAAAUUAGAUCCUGAUAAUACGGAUACAUAUGUCCGAUUAUCUUCUCUGCACCUUUCGUUGGGUGAAAUCGAGGCUGCUCUGACCAAUGUCAAGGACUGCUUACGACUCGACCCUGACCAUAAGUCCUGCAAAAGAACGUUUAGAGAGAUCAAGAAGUUGGAUAAAGCCCUUAAGAGCGCCCAAGAUGCUGUAGCAAAUGGCGCUUGGAAGAGUGUGGUUACAAAACUGACAAGUGGGGAUGCAAAAUCUUCAGUCGUUGGUCAAGUCGAGAAACUGGGGGCGAGCGCCAAGAAGCGUGUAUACAAUAUGAUGUGUAAAUCCUAUGCGGAAAUGAAGGACGGCAAGAAUUCAUUGACCUGGUGUUCAAAGGUUUUGGAUGUCGACGGCGAUGAUGUCGAUGCUUUGAUAUACAGAGCGGAGGCAAAGAUUUUGUUGGAAGACUAUGAAGAUGCAAUGCGAGACUAUCAAAAAGCCUCCCAAAUUUCCCCGCAUGAUCCUCGUAUUCAAUCUGGCUUCACUAAAGCCCAAAAGCUCCACAAACAAAGCACAUCAAAAGACUAUUAUAAAGUCCUCGGUAUACCCCGCUCAGCCACGAAAAAAGAAAUCAAAAAGGCGUAUCGUAAAAUGGCGCAGGAGUGGCAUCCGGACAAGUAUUCUGGUGAUCUGCCAAAGGACAAGGUCGAAAAGCGGAUGAGUGAGAUCAAUGAGGCAUAUGAGGUGCUGAGUGAUGAUGAAUUGAGGAAACGGUUCGAUAUGGGUGAUGAUCCAAAUGACCCGGGAUCUCACGGCGGAGGCAAUCCCUUCCCCGGGGGGCACCCCUUCUUCCAGCAAGGAGGGUUUCCAUUCGGAUUCCAACAAGGCGGCCAAGGAUCGGGAUUCCAAUUUAAGUUCCAUUUUACGUAGAAUUUACAAGAAUUUAGAUGGUUUUGACGCAUUUUUGAUACAUGUUCUGUGGAACUAACGUCUGCUGUAAAUAUUAAUGAUCCUCUUGCGUUUGUCUGUUUGAUUGCCGUGGGACACAUG